UGUCGUCCGGUACCGCGAAACAUUUCUAUCCCGCACGGGAAGGAAAUAGAAAAAGGAAAAUUGUGCGAUAAGUCAGCAGGCCGACGCGUGAUACACGAAGCCAAUCGAUUUCCUAGCGACAUACUUCGCAUACAUUGCUGGCAACAUCUUUUCUCCGAUCAUUCGAUUCUUAUCAAUUUUAUUAAACGCCGUGGCUCGAUUCAACGGCGAACAAUGCCGCGUUACGUGGCGCGUUGAAAUAGACGCGUCCCAUUCGAGACAAGUGUUCCGCGAUUCCGGCGAUGAACAAUAUGAUCAAUCAUUUAUUCGAAACUUCCCCGUGUGUGCGUAAUUAGUCAUGUGAAUUUCAUUGACGCCCAGACAAUUAUUUUCGGCGGCUAACUGUGAACCCCAGGCUUGUUCCCUGUCGAUGAAACUAUUCAUGAUGUAAGAGUAUGUUUCAUCAUUUCCAAAUUGACAAUCGAGUGUAGAAUUGGGCGCAGCCUUGAAUAAUUAUUAUCCAAUAAACGGACGAUGCUGAUAAUUGCUUUUGUGAUCGAUAUAUUUUUCUCGGCUAAAUCGUGCGGUACUCAACGUGUCCAGCAAUUACUAAUUACAUCAACCGCUAACUCGGUUAAUAACACGGCGGCAACUAUCGUGAAACUUUUCGCCCGGGAAAACCCGAUAAUCCCGAAUAGGACUUCUAAAGCUUAUCAACGCGCGUGUCAUCAUUCCCGAAAGCCGGUAUCAACAACAAACAAAAUAGCAAAACCUAAUCUCCUGGGAAAACCGGGAGCGCCGCUUGCAGGUCCAAAUCUUCCGGAAACAGUCGCUAGGACCCCGCCAUAUAUGGAUCACGGGUGGCAACACGUUGAACAACCUGUACAGGUUUGCUUUUGCCCUCGCGAAUCCGAUGACCGUCACACGAAGAAGCGGCACGGAGAAAUGCGGUAAAUACGAGUAGAGUAAUACAACCGUAGUGCAGUGCGUGACUCAGUCGUCUCGUGGCUCUUGAUCUAUCCACACGUCGCCGGAGAGCCGCGAUCGUUCUUGCUCGUUAGGACACCGAUAUUCGCCGAUUCUUCGCUUCAUCCAUCCUCGACAAGCUGCUCGGAGAGUUCUUCGGGAAUUCUCCUUUCUUCUCGAGAUUCCGAGGGGAUAUUGUGACCGACCAGCAACACUCCGUUGUACUUACUCGCAUUCUGCACGGUAUAACUCCUGUGCCCGAGUGAACUUGAUCAACCGGACCUCGUGUUAGAAGAGGAUCGUAGAGGAGGAUAAUCAGACGCCCAAGCACGCGCCGCGGGAAUCUGGAAAAGGCAUGAUGUUCACACUGAUGUUCCUCGGCCUCUUGGCCUGCACUUCCGGCCAAUUGAUCUAUCCAGACGAGUUCGAGCUGCUGAAGACUUCGCUGGGAACUCCAGAGUCGUACACAAUUGGAAGUCAACCGAUUGUUCAAGCGAACGCGCACAGACCAAUAGGAGCACAACCAAUUCCAACGGUACCGCCGCCACGCGUGCAAUACAACCCACCGCAAGGAUCUAUGAGAAAAACUAUAACGACCACACCUGCCCCCAUGACCCCGCCAAAAGCAUACGUUGCUGAGAAUCCGUUGCAAGAUUGGACUGGCCAUGUGAAUAAGAUCAUCGUGACGGGUAUCACGAAGUUCACUUUGGACAUAGAUCGAGAAAUUUAUAGGACACGAAGUACUUCGUUGAUCGAGCAACACGAUAAUAUAGUCUUCUCACCGAUCAGUCUGACCGUCGCCCUGGCGCUUGUCCUUGCGGGUUCUGCAGGUAGAACCUUCAACGAAGUCUCCAGAGUCCUUGGACUACAGUCCGGAGUUGAUAUAUCGAGAAAUUCUGAAAUAGUCCAUCAGAUGUUCGGCAUAAUGCUGUCACAACUUCGUACUAAGUUGGAAACCUCGUCUGGGCCUCGUUUGGACUUUGCUACUGCCGCAUACGUACAGGAGGGGUAUCAAAUUCUUCCCCAAUUCAAGUCGAUCAGCCAGGAAGUCUACGGGAACGAAGUAAUAAAUGUAGACUUCGCCAGGAAGGGAAAAAUGGCGCAGAACAUCAUCAAUGCUUGGGUACAACAGAAGACUAUGGGCAAGAUCGACAGUAUUCUGAACGAUGUACCUCCUCCGGACACUACGCUCAUUCUUUUGUCAGCGCUUUACUUCAACGGAGAAUGGAAUCAACACUUUUUAAAUGGAGCUACUAAAAGGAGGCCAUUCUUCAUCGAACCGGAAAAAUCAAUCGAAGUAGACAUGAUGUACAAUGGCGGUCAGUUCCCUUUCUAUGAAGACAAACAGCUGGGAGCGAAGAUCAUUGGUCUACCUUACAAAGGCAGCCAGACCUCGAUGUAUGUAUUACUACCGGACGCGAAAGGAGCGAAGGCCCUAAGGAGCUUCAUGAACAAGCUAACCGUGUCCGACAUCGAAAACCUCGUGAGCAACAUGAAGAACGACACCUGCAUCAUCAGUCUACCCAGAAUGAAGUUGUCCAGCAGCCUCAGUUUAAGAUCAACCCUAUCUAACUUGGGUCUGUCCUCCUUGUUCAACCCAGCGACCGCCGAUUUGAGUCUCGUCUCGCAAAACCAGAGCAACGUGACGCCAUCGCCAACGACGCAUUCGACGCAAAUGGGCCAGUACCAGCAGGUGUCAUUCAACUCGAGGAUAAAUAAAGAGGGGACCAAUCACGUGGUGCGAAGAAACUACUUCACUUACCAGGACAAGUCGCACGGCUACACGGUGCAGCAAUGGGCCACCGGGUUCUCAAUCAAGAAAUCCCGGAAGCGUCGUGAGUCCGAGGUCAAGACACCAAUGCAGCCGAAGAAGAUCGAAGAGAGCGAGAAUUCUUACAGCGUGGAGGGGUCCGAGGUCAACGACGCUAAGAUCGUAAAUCUCGAGGAGAACAAGUACCGUUUCCAGAGACAGAGGGUCAGGAGGCAGAGCAGGCCUAUCGAUCAAGACUUCAUCAACUUCGUCAAGGAGAAGAACUUCCCGGUCUACGGUUUGGACGAACUGAGGAACACGCCGAACCUGGUGAACCCGCAUCUGUACGCAUCCGAUGUGCUCCACAAGGUGGAGAUCGAUAUUACAGAGAAAGGCACCGUGGCCGCGGCCGUGACCGGCGUGAUACUCGAGCGUGACGGAAGUCAAAAAAGGUUCCUGGCGAACCGGCCGUUUGUCUUCUUCAUCAGACACGAUCCUACGGGCCUGAUCCUGUUCUGGGGAACGGUGAACGCUCCUACGCCGAACUACUGAGUGACGUAAAUCGUUAAGAACACUUUCAACGAGGCGAUCACCUCCAUAAAACUCACGCCGCGGGAGAUCACGAUCGGAAUGACUUCUCCGGGAUACCCCGGAAAUUUCCAGGGAAUGCUUCCUUGGGAAAUUUCAUUAACGUCCUUUAGCUUGUGCAGGUGCCUCUCGUGUAAAACACUUUCAACACUUCAGCUACCGCAAGUCUUAGUUGCGUUUUUGAUUUUGAAAGUUAGUAUAUUAAAAUCACGUUUGAAACGGAAGCAAUCAGAACGACAUUGCGAUAUUUCCUUAUACUUUGAUUGUGAAAUUAUAAAGUUUUGCAAGUCAAAACGUAUACUGUAACGCGACGACGAAGACCGUAUUGAUAAAUGAUGAGUGAUUAUCUUGAUCAGGAGUGGUAGAUAAAGUGUUAGACAGAUUUGAAAGUAUUUUUGUACAAGGAGGUCUUUGUAUACGAAUACGUUUUAAAUGAUUGAAUAUUAAUAGUAAUUAUCAUGGGAGAUUCAAAGGCAUCACAAAUUGAACAUUAAACGAAUGAUAGUUAUUUAUCGUUUCGAUCGUGAUUUUUUAUUGCUACCUUCUUUAUUAUUUAAUCAAUACUAUUCACCAUUGCUUACUGUCGUAACUUCAAUCAUGUUUAUGUAUGCAUCUGUUUUCAUGGACACUGUUGGGCAUGCAGGUGAUUACCAUUAAAAGAGUGUUACGUGCGAGGAUUGAGUAAACCUUGCCCGGCUGAGAGCGCGUUGCGAUUGAGAGAGAGAGAUGCAUGAAUGUUUGUAUAUGACUUAUUUAUAUCAUUUCCCCUUAAUUCGUGGCCACCGUAAAUUUUAUACGCGCUACUAUAACAUUCCGAUUGAAUCGUAAUGAUUUAUGGUAGAUAAAACCUGUAUUCCUAAUAAAACAGUAUUUUCUGAUUGCUUCAAGCUGUAACGUUAUCCUAUGUGCAAUUUAAUGUUGCAUCAUUAUAAGCUAAUCACUGUCGACAUUAAGUUAUUCGAAGAAUUUUAUAUAAAAGUGACGAAUAAAUGAUUUCAAAACAUCUUUUUUGUAUUAAUCACUGUACUGAUGCUUAAAACGCGUAGAUUAUAUUCAUUUCCAUUACAACAAUAUCAACUAUUAGGAUAAUAUUCAUUAUCGAGACUGUAUAUUUAUUAAAUUGUAUCGUUCAUCUAC
Molecule: messenger RNA, 4420 nt
Organism: Nomia melanderi (Alkali bee)
Lineage: Eukaryota; Metazoa; Arthropoda; Insecta; Hymenoptera; Halictidae
Source: RefSeq, a predicted model, not a curated record